Molecule: messenger RNA, 5725 nt
Organism: Lymnaea stagnalis (great pond snail)
Lineage: Eukaryota; Metazoa; Mollusca; Gastropoda; Lymnaeidae
Source: the annotation of a GenBank genome assembly
AAAUAACUACAGAGGAAGGAAAAAAAACAACGGCUUUUUCCCUGGGUGGCGCUGGAAUGCUAGGGAUUUGUUCGACUGAUUUAAGAAAUGCAGGUAUCAGCCUAAAGAGCCAUCUGUACAAAGAACACAUUGAUAAAAAGUAAGUUUUAUAGGAUCUCUUAUGAAUAAUUAUUAAAGAGUAAUUUUGAACAUCUGAUAAACGCUAUAUUAAAGUUAAAGAAAUGGCAAAAGUUCAAAGUUCAAAUUACAAACAGUAGAGCGAAGACGUUCACGGAUUAUGAGGCCGUCAAGUUUGGUUAUUUGAAAACUCCGGUUUAUCGAACGUUGUACACCACGCCGUAAUGUUGUUAUAGUAGGCAGUGUAUGGCAAAGGAAUAGUCAAAUCAGAAUGAACCGACAGCUACAUACAAUAUUUUUACUUGCUGGCAAUGGUCAGACUUGAAAAAACUCUAAAUUCUGAAUAACAUUUGUGAAAGAAAAAAUUGUUAAAAAACCAGAAAAUGACCCUUUUGACUAAAUCCACAACUCGGACAUAGGAGAGUAUGACUCUAACAAAAUCUAACGGCCUGGAUAUUGCUAUCAGAGACAGAGAAAAGCCGUUUUCUUAACAGUCGAGGUUUUUUUAAAAAUUCUCUCUAAGACAAUGGCGUAUUUAGGGUUGCUGGUAGUAGGUGCCACCCAGGGCUGGCAAAGAUUUUCGGCGCCCCCUUCCAUGAGAAAACUUGGAAGUUGGUCAUGAAAUAUCGCCCCAUAAAAUAAAAAUAAAAAAGGGGCCGCACGGGGCGGGCCAUACCCUUAACACCCCCCCCCCACCUUUUCUACGCAACUGCUCGAUAAGCUUUAUUAUUAUUAUUAUUGUUAUAAGGUUUGCCAAUAAUCGUAUUUCACGUGAGGCAGAUGUGCUGUGAAGUCUCUGGUGUUUUCAAUACAUGAGAACAGAUCAAUAGGAUCAUUUUGAAAAUUUCACAAUUAAUGUAUUAAAAUUGAUCACUCUUCAUUUCAUACCCACAACCCCCCUUUUUUUUUUGACGUUUAAAGGAAAAAUGUUAACUUCAUUUCAUUUAUGCCCCACAUUUAUAAUAACUGAAGCAUUCGACCCUCUCUCUCGCCCUCUCCCCCUCCCUCUCCACCCCCCCCCUUCUCUCUCUAUGUCAAACUUGGAAAUUAUUUGUUUUUUUAAUGGAGAUAAAAACGAAAAUAGUUCAAAUCUAAAUAUUUUUAGUUUAUUUCUGUAUAAAAAAUUAAUUAAGUACCGGGCGAUUUUUCGCACUGUCUCCCCUCUCCCCUAAAUAGUAUGGCAUCACAAGAGCUCAACAGUGAUUUUUAUUGUAAUUCACACUUGUAGAGUCUGAAAAUUUGAUCUAAAAUGUCCUUAUUUCCAACAGAAACACAGCCUGAUUUUCAAGAUGGAAUUGUUGGGUGAGACAAGGAAAAGCACCUACAUAACAAUACAAGCAGACAAAGAUUCAAAACAUUUAAGACCUACAAGGUACUCGAGGGAUGAGUUUAACAUGGACAAUUAUGACCUGUCUGGUACUUGGGGGAUGAGUUUAACAUGGAUACUUAUGACCUGUCUGGUACUCGGGGGAUGAGUUUAACAUGGAUAAUUAUGACCUGUCUGGUACUCGGGGGAUGAGUUUAACAUGGAUAAUUAUGACCUGUCUGGUACUCGGGGGAUGAGUUUAACAUGGACAAUUAUGACCUGUCUGGUACUCGAGGGAUGCGUUUAACAUGGACAAUUAUGACCUGUCUGGUACUCGAGGGAUGAGUUUAACAUGGACAAUUAUGACCUGUCUGGUACUCGGGGGAUGAGUUUAACAUGGACAAUUAUGACCUGUCUGGUACUCGAGGGAUGAGUUUAACAUGGACAAUUAUGACCUGUCUGGUACUCGAGGGAUGAGUUUAACAUGGACAAUUAUGACCUGUCUGGUACUUGGGGGAUGAGUUUAACAUGGACAAUUAUGACCUGUCUGGUACUCGAGGGAUGAGUUUAACAUGGACAAUUAUGACCUGUCUGGUACUCGAGGGAUGAGUUUAACAUGGACAAUUAUGACCUGUCUGGUACUUGGGGGAUGAGUUUAACAUGGACAAUUAUGACCUGUCUGGUACUCGAGGGAUGAGUUUAACAUGGACAAUUAUGACCUGUCUGGUACUCGAGGGAUGAGUUUAACAUGGAUAAUUAUGACCUGUCUGGUACUUGGGGGAUGAGUUUAACAUGGAUAAUUAUGACCUGUCUGGUACUCGAGGGAUGAGUUUAACAUGGAUAAUUAUGACCUGUCUGGUACUCGGGGGAUGAGUUUAACAUGGACCAUUAUCACCUGUCUGGUACUUGGAGUUUAGUUAAAACAUGGUUCAUCGUGACCUGCCUGAUACUUGGAGUUAAGUUAAAACAUAAUUCAUUGUGGCCUGCCUGGUUCUUGUAGUUUAGUUAAACCAUGGUUUAGUAGUUGUUGUUUAUUAAUAAUUGAUGCUUUAGAUUUUUGUUUAAAGGAAAGAAAAAAAAAAAAAGGAUUCGUUACCACGUUACCACCGAAUAUAAAAUAUCCAAGGCUGGGGUACCGCGCUGAAUAAGACCACUAUAAUAAUACUAUUACAGAAAAAAAUUUUUUUUAGUCUUUUGAAACUUUAUUCAUAUUUGUAUUGUGAUCGUUUGUUUUCUUUCUAGAGAUGGAGCAGAAGAUUUCUUAUGCCCCAGAAAUGACAUCGGUCAGUUCAACGUGCCGUGGAGACAAGCUACGUACGGGAUUAGGGAACUCCCGAACACCACAAACAACCCGCAGGCGUCAUGGGGCAUCAUCCAUCAGACACCAAAUACGGCACAAGCGGCCCCUCAGGAAUCUGAUCGCCCGCCGUGCUACUCGCAGAGGCAACAGGGAAACAACAUAUUCUACCCGUACAGCCGCACGCAGCUCGUGGGAGGGAAGCUCACUAAUCUGCCCGAUACAACCAAUCGAAGGCUCCCACCGCUGCUGGACACGUGCGAUUAUAGAUACCAGCAGCCCUCGACAAAUUCCGCGGCGCAGGCCACCAACACCACCAACACAACCACGUCCACAGGCCUGUGCCGUGACCCGAACCUUCCGAUGACCCCGGCGCUGGGGCGCAGUGCCCAGUUAGAGGCCGUAGCCCGGUCGUACGGGGACGGGAACAAGCUCGACCCCAACUGCCUGUCGGCCAUGUGCAACCCGCCGCCGCUCGUGUCUCACGUCAGCAUCGAGGAGCAGACGGAGAAAGAGAAUGAAACCUUCAGAAAGAACAAAUACAACUCGCCAAUGUCGCACUUCGCCACGGAUGAGAGGUUGUUAAAAAACUCAAUGAGGACGUAUCUUCAAGACAUCACCUUCCAGAAAGAGCGCGGCCAGUUCACCGACCCGAAGAGGUUCCUCGACGAAGGCGACAAGGAAUGGAGCUACCUGAUGCAGCUUAACGGACAAACAGCCCAGCCGGCUGACGUGAGAGCCGAGAGUGCGCUGGUCAAGUCAAACUGUGUUCGAGUCCCGGAUGGUCUCGGGGGAUACUGUUACAUAUGCCCGAAAGUGCGCGUAGAGAGGCAAGAGAUCAGCAGCACAGAUCCCAUAUGCAACACCUACACGCCGUCCACACGAACCAUGGCUAUCAGCGGCCAGAAGGUAAUUGAUAAUGAAAUCAACGCUACCAUAAGACAAAUCCAGGAAGUGUCCAAUGACAGGUAAGGAGAAGUGUUUGAUCGCAAGUAUUCAAAGUAGUACACUCUCUGUUACUUAUUCUGGUAACACAAAGUAAACUGCAUUCGAUAGGCACGCAGGAACUAAGAAGAAUUUUUUUUUCGCUGUAAUUGAACGUUAAUCUACAUUCAGUGUAGUCACAAUCCCACAUCACACUUGGAUAGACGGGUUUGAUGCGCUGCCUGUGGUCGUGUUUUGGAAAUGCACCUAUGAGUAUGAGAAGAGUAAGGUGAUCCCGACAUAGUGUCUAGUGUUCCCUAAGAUACAAAUGCAACAACUCUUUCCUAUAAAUAUGGUUUCACCACCGCAUGGACCAGGGAUUGUGGGUGUAGUGGUGUAGUGGUGUAGUGGUCGCUGAGGGCAUAAGCCAAGGUGCCGUGUUAUUCCAAAGACUGACAGACGGAAUAGGAAAUUCAGAGAUUUUUUAAUAGCGAAUUCGAGAAGCCCAAAGUAAUUUGUAACAUCUAAUUUUAACAAUGUUUACUUUCAGGUCAACUUGCGUUUUGUAUAUUCCAUCCAUUAUUUUGGAAGUGGGUAUUGAUAGCCUUAACUCGUGUUGCCAACAUUGAGUAAUUGAGAGGAGGAGUUUACUUUCCCCUCCCCCACACAAAAAAUAAUAUAUAUAUAUAUAUAUAUAUAUAUAUAUAUAUAUUAUUUAUUUAUUUAUUGCAUAUAUAUAUAUGCAGAAAUUUGUACCUUGGCAAGUCAAGGAGAAGUGAAAAUCUUGACCUGGUGCGCAAAACUCAACACUAACGUUUGCAUCAGUAUAAUUCCAAUUUAGCUUUUAGUACUAUUUUUAUGAGGCGAACUUGCAUUACGGUCAUAAAUUAUAAAGGGUUCUUUAACGCCUCUGUAUCAAUUCUAGGUUUGACGUUUACACUCUUAUGUGUGUAUAUAUAUAUAUAUAUAUAUGUGUGUGUGUGUGUGUCUAAUUCUCAGAGAAGCUUUAUAUGAGAAGCUGAUGAACACAGAGAAGCCCCUGCAUGAGAUCAAAGAAAAACUUUACAGCCAACCAUAUAAUGAACGCCGUCAAAGUACUGACCUUAUCAACGAGGUGAUGUCACAACGUCAUACUAACUAAUACAUACACCUAUGCAAAUGUGCCAAAAAAGGGAUAUGUAAGCUUAUUUUGUGCAAGGAAACGACCUUCAUUAUAAUAUGAUGAUACUAUUAUCAAACCAGGAGCCUAUUUGCAGACGCAUUCAUUUGGUCUUUUUGACGUGGAAGAAGACGGGAGUGUGAGCGAGUCUUAAAUAAUUAUAAAAUGGCUUGGUCGUAUAUCGAACUCCGUACUAAUUAAUUUGCCUCAUUUCUCAUUGUGCGCUGUCACCAACUAGAAAUAAUUCAAUAGCCCCAUUGCACACUCAGAGUUAACGAAAUUCGUGUUCUCUCUAUUCCUCUAAACCAAAUAGUCAAAGAAGGCGUGUUUAUUUUAUUGAAACUACGAGAAAAGUUUGAAAGUAAAAAAUCGCUCUGUUUUUCGCUGACGGGAAUAAGGAAUAUAUGCCACACUUUUGUAGUUAAUGUGUCAAGUAAUCGCUGUUCCAGGCUAUCUAUUAAGUACUUGUAAAAAUAAAGUGCUAAGAGCUCAUUACAGAGCUUUAAAUUAUUACACGCCACUGAACCAAAGUAAACCACCCUUUCACAUUGUUUUUCUUUCUUAUAUUCGUUCAGCUCACUGCAUUGGAAAAAAGCCAGACUAAUCUUGUGCAAGGCAUUCGAACCCGAGGCCGGGAGCUUUCUCAUUUAUUGAAACAUCAGUACGCGUUAGAAUGUAAACAAGCCAAUCAGAUUCUUGAGGACGCCAAGCUGAAAACGAGAGAGGACCCAUCAAAUCACAAUCUAGAAGACACACAGUCGCGCAAUCAUUAACUUGACCAUAUAAAAAUAAUCAUUUAAAUUUGAAAAAAAAUAAAACUAAAAUAAAUUCCAGCUAAAAGACUACAUCACACAACAAACACACAUGGAGAAAUAACAGGUUUAAACAUUCUGUUCCAUAAAUAUUGGGAAUGUAAAUAAAG